AUGGUCACUGAGCAACCAAUUGGAAUAAAAUGCCUUGAUGUAACCACGGCGGCUGUUUAUCUGGCGAGUUUAAAAGAUCAAUACGAGGUGACAUUAUAUCCAAAUUAUGAGAUCCUUUUGACAAACUCACAGGAGGUAUUAUGGUUCAAAAAUAACUUAUUGGUGAGAAAACUAAAGUAUGAUAAUAAGGAAGAUAAGAUAAUACUGUCUCACAUUGUGCAUUUCAAUAAUGACAACAACAAACUGCAACAGACAUAUCAAAAAUCAAAGAAAAAGGCAUUGACAGUGGUGUUAACAAACAGAGCUUAUAUAUACUUCGAAGAUGACGAAACUUUCAUUGUGAGUUUUCCAUUUAGUGUCAGAAAGUCCUUUUUGUUUGAAAAUGGAUUGAUAUUAGAAAGACUGCAGUCAACAUCACAAGAUUCAACGCCAAUGAUUUCCAGUUUCAUAAACACCAAUAACAUAAACAACAAUAGUGAUCCCUCGUCUUCCACAAGCGGCAACUCAUCUCUGUCAAAUUCAAAACCAAACUUUUUGACAUUACUAGGACCAUUAUCAGAAUUAGGAAUGCUUGUUUCAUCUUCGAUAUCAUCUUUUGCGCCCAAUGAAGAAUUGGUAUGGUUUCCCCAGGAUUCAGAUUGCUCAUUGGCCGUAACUUAUAAUUCUUCCAAUAGUAUUAUUACUAUCUAUCACGUUAGAUAUUUAACCAGAAACAAGAAUAAAUCAUCAGGAGGCAAAAGAACAUCACUUCGCAAAAGGUCAAUUUCUAGAAAAUCUUCCAUGCCAAAUGGCGCAACCAUUUCUAAUGAUACUGAGAUUAAUGAGGGUACCCCAAAGCCAAGUGGUAAUAACAACAAAGAUAGCAAUAAUUCAGCGAAUAAUCCUAUACAAGCUCGAAGAUCCAUAUCUCACUCAGAAAUGCUCUAUGAUAGAAUGCCCUCAGGAAACACUGGAGCAGACAUUACCAAUUUGGACAUCAAUGACACUAGUUUCACUGCUUCUAACAGUUUCAUGAAUAUUGAAGCGUUAAGGAAAGAUGCAGUGUUGACAAAAGUUGAAAAAGUUCAAUUCAAAUACCUUAGAAAAAGUUUGAAAGUUUUUAGCUUACACUUCACAGAUAAACAAGGAAUCGUCAUUGUCAACAAAGAAACCAAGAACACCGAGGUUCUUAUUUUCAACUCCUCAAAUAAUUCUGUUAGCUUGCCAUCUUAUCAAAGUUCUUUUAACUUCAGGUGCUCAGAUGCGGUAGCUUUAGAUUCAACUCAUGAUGGAUAUUUGAUAGCUUUGAAAGAAAAUGGUAAAAGUGCUUGUUUGGUGAACCCCUUUUUAGGCUUGACGUCCCAUGAUUUGCUUUUAAAUUUCAAGGAAAAUAUUGAGGCUCUAGGUCACUGUUCUGAAAAUUGUAUUUCCUUGAAAACAUUUCCAAAUAGUCAAAUUCGCAUUGUACAACUAUUACUAGAGCCCUUGGAUGAAUUGAACAUGAAAUGUCUCAAGUCAUUGAAACAUAUUUUCGGGCCUUAUGCGUAUGAAUUCGUUUGGUUGAAAUGGUGUACUGGAUUAUCAUUUGAUAAAGAUGGCUCCGGCUGGCAAAGUUUUAUUAUAACUCUCUUAUCUAUCAUUGUACCAGCGGGUACUGAUUUCAGUGAUUUGGUUAAUUCCCCACUGCAAAACUUUAUUAUUAACCAACUAUAUUUUGCAAACCUAUUAAAUCAAUCAAAUAAUUUGAAGCUCAGCCAGAAGUAUGAGCAAUCUUUAAAUAGUUUGGCCCCAAACGCCAUUCUUGCUUUACAUUUGAUAAGGGAAGAGUUGAAACUUAAUAUCUUAAGAGGCCCUACAGUUGAAAAAUUUGAUAUCUUGUUGGCACAAUUUGCUAGUUGGUCAGGAUGGUCAAGUUCCUGGGUUAAUUAUUAUUUGGAUACUAAACCUUCGGAUAUACUUGACAAGAAAUGCAGAUUCAGAACUUUACAACCUUUUGACAGUCCGCCGAAUCUAUUAAGAUCAUUGUGCAGCAUUUUCUCAAACAAUAUUACCCCAUACAUUACUUUCUCUCAAAUCUCUGAAGAAAACGAUGCAAUUGAUGAAAUAAUCACCCCAAGAACUUAUUAUAUUUUGCGAAUAUUUGAAGCCAUCGUGUCUCCGCAAUUCACCUCUGCCGAUAUUGUAAAUUUAAUGGUUGAAUAUGGUAUUGACAGCUUCGAUUUAGAAAGCUACCCAAUUGGAAUUUCUUUACCUUUAAAAGAAUAUUUGGCUUCGUGUAUAGAAGAUGCAACAGUAAACUCUUCAUUGGAGUUUGUGGAAUUAUUAGGAAGAAAAGACCUUGCAAAAAUUAUCCAAGGAGAAAAGGCUACAGCUCAUAAGAUAAUAAAUCAUAAUCAUCUUAACAAUAAGGACGUGAACCAAGUGAUUCAGUCUAUUAAGAAUGAUGAUCCAAUUGGUGCUUGGGAUGGGCAAUCAGAAGCUGAAAAAUUGCAUAUUACUAAGCUUAUAUUCUCUGAGGAUCGCCGAUAUUACGAGAUCACUAAGAUCUUACAAUCAUCCAAAAUCCAAACGGUUACUUUAAAUGCACCUCCUAAUAUGAAUGAAUAUAGUAUGGUUAAUUUGCAAAAGGAGUUAUCAACUUUGGUAUCUCUAAGAACUAUGACUAUACCUUUAGGAAGAGGUGCUCUUUUUCUUUCAAGCAGAAUGCCAAUUUUGACAGAAAAAUUUCCAAUACCAAAAUUGAAUUUUGAUACAUUGAUUAUGCCGAGUAACAUAACUUUGAGCUUGGAUAAGAACCUAAUUUCUUCUGAGAUUAUUGACUGGGGAUACUUUCACAAUGGUGCAUCAGCUGGUAUGACUAUUCUCAAAAAUGCUAAGAACAUUGUUGGUAGUUGGAUAGUUUUCAACAAGCCCCACAAUCUCAAUUCUCAGCACGGUGGUUUCUUAUUGGCGCUUGGUUUGAAUGGGCACUUGAAAAACCUUGAGGAAUGGCAUAUGUAUAAUUAUUUGGGUCCAAAGCACACACAUACCAGUGUUGGUUUGUUAUUGGGUUUGUCAGCCAGUGCUAGAGCUACAAUGGACAUGAAAUUGACUAAAGUUUUAUCUGUCCAUGUUGUCGCUUUAUUACCUCAGGGUGCUACAGAUUUGAAUGUUUCUUUGCCAGUCCAAACAGCGGGUCUUGUUGGAAUUGGUUUGUUAUAUUUGGAGACUCAGCAUCGCCGUAUGAGUGAUAUUUUACUCUCACAAAUUAGCAAUAAGAUCUCCUAUAAUGAUAGGUUGGUUGUUGAUGAGGGUUAUAGAUUGGCAGCAGGUAUCGCUUUAGGUUAUACAAAUUUAGGAAAAGGUAAUCAUUUGAAGGGACUAAAUGACACCCAUAUAACUGACCAGUUAUUAUCAAUGGCUGUUUCAUUGAAGGAUAUGCAGGGCGACCAAGAAUACGAUAAAUCAGCACCUGGUGCGAUCAUUGCUUUGGGAUUUAUUUAUCUCAGAACAAACAACUAUAACAUUGCUUACAAAUUGAUGGUACCUGAAACGGAAAAAUUAUUAGAUUAUAUUAGACCUGACCUUCUUUUAUUACGUAUUGUGGUUAAGAAUAUGAUAUUGUGGAACGAUGUGCAGGAAACCAAGAGCUGGGUAAAAUCACAAGUUCCCAAAUGUUUGACUCAGAAAUAUUCGAUCGCAGAUAUCAAGUCCUUGGAUAGUGACCAAUUGCCAUACUUUAACUGUAUCGGUGGUGCAUGCGUUUCGAUUGCUUUGAAAUUUGCUUCAAGCGGUGAUAUUACUGCCUCUGAAACGAUUUUGUAUUUCUUAGAUCAUUUUAUGAGACUCACUAUCAUGGCAGCCAAUUCUUUUGAUGAGAAAAUCACGCAAUCUUCGUUAUUGAUCAUUCAAGAUGCCAUCGUAUUGUCUCUGGCAAUAAUCAUGGCCGGUACCGGUGAUUUGAAUACUUUUAGGCGGUUGAGAAUUGUUCACAACAGGACCACUAAAAGUUUGCUUUAUUCGAAUUAUGCCGCUGUUAGUAUGGCACUUGGGUUUCUAUUCAUGGGGAGUGGUGAAUAUACCUUUGAUGACUCCAAUUUUUCAAUUGCUGCGUUGUUUACCGCUAUUUAUCCCGCACCUGCUGGUGGUACAGAGUCUGAAAUUUAUUUACAGGCUUUAAGACAUUUUUGGGUUUUAGCAGCUAAACCUAGGUGCUUGGUUUUCAGGGAUGUGGAGACCGAUAAACCGGUCGAAGUUCAGAUUAAAAUUACUUUAAAUUCUGGGAAAAGUUUUGAAACUAAAGCGCCAUGCCUUAUACCGAAAUUACAAGACAUCCGGUCAAUUGAGACUACUUCAAAAGAGUAUUAUACGGUUCUAUUAUCAUUUGAUGAGUUAAUGGAGAACCAGAAGCUUUAUGAACAUUUUAAGAAAAAUUUGACAGUUUUCGUUUACAAGAGGCAGGAUAGCCAGAAAUCCACGAAUUUAUUGAGAUCAAUUGUGCAGAGUGUUUCUAAGGAAUUUGACCAAAAGAAACGGGACAAUGUGGACAAAGCUUAUGAUAUAUUAUUUGAAAACUGCAAUACUAUCAAAGAGCAUGAAUUGAACGGAGAUUUGUCAGUUAAGAAUUCGAGGUUGGAAAUCAGGAACAUGGUUAAAGAUCCUCGAAAUUCUGACGAUUUGUGGAAUAUCAAAUUAUUGUUUGCAUUUUAUGAAAAGGUGGAUGAUAUUGAAACUCAUUAUUUGUCAACGGAGUUUGUGGAAACUUUGAAAACCGAGUUCUUGCUAUCAUGA
This is a messenger RNA of Saccharomycopsis crataegensis, 4749 nucleotides long. RefSeq names its product anaphase promoting complex subunit 1 (gene APC1). The transcript has a single exon. Gene Ontology annotation, biological process: anaphase-promoting complex-dependent catabolic process; protein K11-linked ubiquitination; metaphase/anaphase transition of mitotic cell cycle. Gene Ontology annotation, molecular function: molecular adaptor activity. The record is from RefSeq and is a predicted model, not a curated record. Gene Ontology annotation, cellular component: anaphase-promoting complex. The coding region runs from base 1 to 4749 and encodes 1582 amino acids. NCBI's taxonomy places the organism in Eukaryota, Fungi, Ascomycota, Saccharomycetes, Ascoideales, Saccharomycopsidaceae.